This is a messenger RNA of Podarcis muralis (Common wall lizard), 6437 nucleotides long. It is a transcript of the gene MTSS2, whose product is annotated as MTSS I-BAR domain containing 2. Gene Ontology annotation, cellular component: actin cytoskeleton; cytoplasmic side of plasma membrane. Gene Ontology annotation, molecular function: phospholipid binding; actin binding. NCBI's taxonomy places the organism in Eukaryota, Metazoa, Chordata, Lepidosauria, Squamata, Lacertidae. Gene Ontology annotation, biological process: cell projection assembly; plasma membrane organization. The record is from RefSeq and is a predicted model, not a curated record.
UCUCUCCCCCCCCCUUCCCCUCGGAUUCCGGCUGCCAUCUCCUGCGCCCCGUCGCUCUGAGGCGUCCGCCCGGCUCCCCUUUUGCGCGCGGCGACCCUCUUUUCCUCCCCCUCCCCGGCCAGCAGGGCGCUCGCCGCCGUUCUCGUCGUCGUCGCUGCUGCUGCUGCUCCGGGCCAGAGGAUGGCCACUGCUCGGAGCGCCUCUUCAUCGCCUUCGCUCCCGGCUGCGGCAGCGCGGAGGGCCGCCCGUGGCGGGAAGUGACCGAGGGAGGCGCGCCGAGGAGCCGAGCGAGCGAGCGAGAGAGAGCAAGAGAGGCUGCGGCGAGGCAGAGGGAGGAGGAGGAGACGCCGCCUUCGCCUUCGCGGGGCUGUGUCGGGACUGGCCCCCCUCGACGGGCUGCCGCCGCUCGGCCAUGGAGACGGCGGAGAAGGAGUGCGGGGCGCUGGGCGGCCUCUUCCAAGCCAUCGUCAACGACAUGAAGAGCUCCUACCCCAUCUGGGAAGAUUUCAACUCCAAGGCAACUAAACUCCACUCCCAACUGCGGACUACUGUCCUGGCUGCAGUGGCCUUCCUGGAUGCCUUCCAGAAAGUGGCAGACAUGGCCACCAACACACGAGGAGCCACGAGGGACAUCGGCUCCGCACUAACCCGGAUGUGUAUGCGGCACCGCAGUAUUGAGACCAAGCUGAGGCAAUUUACCAACGCCCUGAUGGAGAGCCUGAUUAACCCCCUGCAGGAUCGGAUAGAGGACUGGAAGAAGACUGCUAACCAGCUUGACAAAGAUCACGCAAAAGAAUACAAACGAGCCCGCCAUGAGAUAAAGAAGAAGUCCUCUGACACACUGAAGCUUCAGAAGAAAGCCCGCAAAGAGCUACUUGGUAAAGGGGACCUGCAGCCUCAACUGGACAAUGCACUCCAAGAUGUCAAUGACAUGUACCUUCUUUUGGAAGAAACGGAGAAACAGGCUGUCCGCAAGGCACUCAUUGAGGAGCGAGGGCGGUUCUGCACCUUCAUCGCUUAUUUGCAACCUGUGGUGAAUGGAGAGAUCACCAUGCUGGGAGAGAUCACCCACCUGCAGGGCAUCAUUGACGACCUGGUGGUCCUGACAGCUGACCCCCACAAAUUGCCAUCGGCCAGUGAACAGGUGAUCAAAGAUUUGAAGGGCUCUGAUUAUAGCUGGUCUUACCAGACCCCGCCGUCCUCUCCCAGCAGCUCUGGGUCCCGCAAAUCCAGCAUGUGCAGCCUGGCACAGCCCGUCAAUGCCAACACCCGCCUGUCCAGCGUCUCAUCGCAUGACUCUGGCUUCAUCUCCCAGGACGCCAUGUUCUCCAAGCCACCUUCGCCAAUGCCCUCGGACCUCACCAGUCAGAAGUCCUCCAGCUCCGCAUCGUCCGAGGCCUCAGAAACCUGCCAGUCUGUUAGCGAAUGCAACUCCCCGACCUCGUGGAAACCCCUGAAUGUAGCUCAUGUGGCCAGGACUGAAGGAAGCUCCAGAAGAAGCCUUAGCCUGGAUUGGUCCAAGGCUAGCCUCUAUGAACAGCCGGUGGCAAGCACACUGCAGCGAAGGAAGGACCGCGUAGAGCAUCUCCGUGAAGCUGAGCUGGGCUCCACCAGCCUGGUAUACCCAGGAAUCAGCUUGGAGGAAGGCUCCAGGCCCCGCAUGUCCCCGGCCUCCAUUGCUGCCAAGCAUGGGGAGGAGGUGUCCCCAGCCGCAAGUGACCUGGCCAUGGUGCUGACCCGAGGCCUGAGUCUUGAGCACCAGAAGAGUAGCCGGGACUCCCUGCAGUACUCCAGUGGCUACAGCACACAAACCACCACUCCUUCCUGCUCUGAGGACACCAUCCCCUCGCAAGGCUCAGAUUACGACUGCUAUUCCGUGAACGGCGACAUGGAAGGGGAGAGCCAGAGCGAAUUCGACAAAUCCUCGACUAUCCCUCGCAACAGCAACAUCGCCCAGAAUUACCGGCGCAUGAUCCAGACCAAGCGGCCUGCUUCUACUGCUGGCCUGCCCACCGGCACUGCCCUGCCCACCGGCGCCACACCAGGGGUGGCCACCAUCCGCCGCACACCUUCCACCAAGCCCACGGUACGCCGAACCCUCUCCAACGCCGGCCCCAUUCCCAUCAGACCCCCCAUCGUCCCUGUCAAGACGCCAACAGUGCCUGACUCCCCUGGGUACACCGGCCCCACCCGGGUGGGCAGCGAGGAAUGUGUGUUCUACACUGACGAUGCCUCACCAAGCGCCAUGGACUUUGCCAAAGCCUCGCCCAAGAGGCUGAGCCUGCCAAACACCGCCUGGGGCAGCAAUGUGAUGGAGAUCUCUGUGUACGCCGGGAAGCACCUCUCCACCGAGGAGGAGGAGCAGCAGCUGGCAGCCAACCGGCACAGCCUAGUGGAGAAGAUUGGGGAGCUGGUAGCCAGUGCCCAUGCCCUUGGCGAGGGCCAGUUUCCCUUCCCCACAGGGGUCUCUGCCCUCGGUCCCGGGGAAGAGACACCCACUCCUCCCCCGGCGGCCUCCAGUGACCCUCCGGCGGAAGACAUGCUGGUGGCCAUCCGGCGUGGGGUGCGCCUUCGCAGGACCAUCACCAAUGACAGGUCGGCGCCCCGGUUUUUGUGAUGGACUCUUCCCCAGCGCCUGCUCAGUGCCCACCCGGUGGCUGGAGAGUAACCAGAGUCAGGACUAAACCAGGGGAAAUGGAAGAGAAGUAAACGAACCACAAAAGGCAAAGCCACUUUAUGGAGAUCGUGUCAGAGUCUAGAUAUAAAGGAGACUAAUCUAUAUGCCUUUGCUAACAAACAUGCACAGGCACAGCCUGGCACUGAACUGGUUUUGGAGCCUCUUUUAUACACAUUGUUUUUCCAUCUGCUGCCCUGCCCAGGUUUCCUUUCCCCUCCUGCACCUUCCUUCAUCCUGGCCUGCAGAGAGACCGGUUUGCUGCUGCUGCCGCCACAAGGAGGGAGGCCAUUCCCUUGCUCCAUGAUUGUCAGGGAGGAGUGAAAACCUGAACUGGAUCUAGCAACUACAGUGUUCUUAGUAUAAACUACACACAUACCCCGACACACUUGCACAUGGCAAAGAAAUGGAGGCUGCCGUUCCUAGAGAGCACCCACCUCCUCCGGACAAAAAAAAUGCACUGUUAGUCCUGUGCUGAAUCCUUCCUUCACAGCUCUCUGUCUGUCUGUCUGUCUGUCUUUCCAGUUAUUUUCUGUUUGCCAUCUGUUUGUAUCAGCUACUUCAAGAAAGACUUUACAAGCAGCAGUUAUCACCCCCGUGAUCAAUCCCGAAAGCCUCUCGUGUUCCCAGGUGGAUCCCAAAUGUGCAGCUGGAGGAGAGGGUGCAAGGCAAGGGGCAGGGAGCGGACAACCUGCAGGCAUGUCACCAGGCAGGAGGGCCCAAUCCCCCCCAACAAGAGGCUGAGUCACAGCCACAGACUUAUUGGCCUCUGUUUCCUCCGUGGCUCUACUGGGAGCAGAGUGGGCAGGUUGGUAAUAUUCAGGAAGAGGAGUGCACUCUCGUCCCAAGGGGGGUAGGAGCUCUGUAAUCUGAGAGGCCGAGGGUUGGGAUGCUGUUGACCUGCCCUCAGUGCCACUUCAGGACCGGGUUUGAACCUUUUGGUAAGAGCAGUGGCCAUGGUUCUCCCUUGAGGUGGGUGGGAGGGAGCAGAAUUGGCAGUGAUGGAAAGGUGAAGGUGGACAGCUGUUGCUCUGGAAUAGCUGUAGCUAAGUGGAUAUAGGGGCAAAAGAAGCCUUUUUGUGGAUGGUAGUGGAGGACUUUGGUAAUUGAGGCCUUAGAGGGUUUUGAAAGCAGGGUGUGUGCAAAGACCAAGGGUGUCUGCUCUUGAAUUCUCCUACAACCAUCUGGCAAGGCCAAAGGUUGUCAAACUGAUGUUCACAGGUUCUGGUGUCACUGGAAAGGCUGUAGCGGAGUGGUAGAGCACCUGCUUGGCAUGCAGAAGGUCCCAGGCUCAACUGUUGGCAUCUCCAGAUAAGAAUAGGAAAGAUCUUUGUUGUGGGAGGCUGCUGCCAAGCAGUGUUAGGCAAGGCUGAGUUAGGUGGAGUGCUGGGUCUGGGGCAGUGUCCUCUGCCUUUUCCAAUGUAAGCCUGUUUUGGCCAGGUAUGGGUAUGGUUAUGACUAAACCUGUGAGUGUGUGGCAGGGUGCCUCUUCUAACAGCAUCAAAAGGGCCCCCAUUUUGACAAUAUUGGGUGGAUACUUUGAAAAGGGUAAAAAGUAUCUGCAGAGAGGGAAAUAGCUGAACCAACCCUCUUGGUUGGUUCGUUUACCUUUGGCGAUGUUGCUGCUGCCUAGCCAGAUCUGAUGUACAGUCAACCACAUCCCAUUCAUGGAACAAUUCCCAGAUUCACCCUGACCUGCUCAUGAAAUUAAGAGUCCACUGCUGUAAUUUAAUAUUAAAAAAAGUGCCCCAGCAGAAAGUGAAGAAAGAAUUGCCACAAGCAGGCUUUAAAAAUGGGGACAGAGGGGAUUUACAGAAACAGGCCAGCUUCCUUGUUCUGGUUUUGGCCUCCAGAUUUAUAACCAGAUGAUUAUUCAGCACAGCUUCCUCCUCUGUGCUUGGAGCUGAAGGAGCAUGAGUUGGACUGCAGCUCCCAGCCAGAAGCUCCAGCUUGGGCCAUGCAGCUGCUGUUAGAAUAUCCACAUUUCUCACUGUUUUAGGCCAGGGAUGGAGAACUUUUCACCUUCCAAUGUUAUUAAGACUCCCAUCAAUGCUGACCAUGGGCUAGGCCAGUUUCUGGGCCUGAUGGGAGUUAAGAGUUCAGCAGGCCUGGAGUUUAGGACAUGCAAGCCAGGUAGUCAGAAGGAAUAUAAAUACAAAUUGUGCCUAUCACCUUUUUAAGCUGUUUUGCUUGCUUCCACCUGCCCCCCAAAUUUGGAACAUACCUGCCUAUUCUGCCCCACAGAAACAACUUAAGGGUUUGGAUAAAUUCAUUGAGCUUAUUUAUAUUAGUUAUGUAAUGCAACUGUUUUAACAACUACUUAUACCCAGAUCUGGAGAGUGCAAGAGACUUGGAUCUACCUUGUGCUCACCCUGAUAUUGUCCCAGAUAGUCUAGAAAUCGGCUGUGUUGGCAAAUGGAAAGUGAUGUUGGGAAAGGGGACAGUCUUGAAAGAAAGAGAAAGUGAUGGGGAAAGUCAGUGGCUGGGAAUUAAGGUGGUCUAAGGUGAGGGGGAAAGAGGGAGAGGCCUUUCCCUGUGCUUGACUAGGAAGGAAUCAGAGAAUUGUAGAGUUGGAAGGAACCAUGAGGGUCAUCUAGUCCAACCCUUUGCAAUGCAUAAAUCUUUUGUCCAACAUGGGGCCUGGCCCUGGGUUAAGAGUCUCAUGCUUUACAGAUCAAGCUUCCUCAACAAAUGAGGGUCCAUUAAACGGCCCCUGCUGCAUUACCUCCACCUUUUGUGUUUGUUGGGCUCAAGAAUGAGCAUGUCUUGCUUUUCUGUCCUGGGACUGUCGAGUAUCCAAGGAUCACUGAACAGCACAGAUGUAGCACAGAUGGGGUGGCUAAAGUGGGGGAGGCAGAGCCCAUGCUAGACAUUAGGGGGCUUCCUUUGUCUUUGGAUUGGCCAGGCAUUCGAGUACAGAGCUUACCCAUGCAAAGAAAAAAAUAAAAGAUGGGCUUGUGACAAUUAUUCCAAGAGAGAUGCCACCACGUUUCUCAUAGCAGCGGCAUGGUGGUCAACAACCCUUUCUAAAGUAGAGAGAGAGCACAGCUGUGGACAGCGUUGAGUGUUGUGUGGUGAGGCACGAGCAAAGCACAGCGGUGGUGAAAACACGAGGUGGCCAAAGCAGCCAACUCAAGGCCCCUUGCAAGGACUGGGGAGCCUAGAAGCCUCUGAGAAAGCACAACUGCACCUGCUCCCUCUUGCUGGAUCCUCCCCGUCUCCCCAUCCUUAGCCCCUGCAAGGCACAGCAGGGCCUGGUGUUGUCGUUGUUGUACAUAGAGCCACAGCAGUCCCCUCCACCCUCCCCACAGCCCAGACGUCUUAUGUGCGCUUGUGUGGGUGUCACGUUGUAGCCUCCUUAACUCUUAUACUGUCGUAGUAAUAACAGUUUAGUUUCUAACCAACCAACCUUCCUGUGGGUGCCCCCCUCCUCCCUGUCAUGGCCAGAAAUGACAACAGUGACAAUGCGUGAGAAAUGUUUGCAUUUUGCUUUUUAUUUUUAUUUUUGUACAGAGGAAAAAAACCCUUUAAAAUGUCUCUCUCAACUGAUGUUAACUAUUCUGGUGCUGUUAACUUGUUCUUUUUUCUAAUUUAUUUUCCCUACCCCCCCCUUUGCUAGCAGCCCUGGCCUUACCCACCCACCCUCUUUCAUUCUUAAAGUUAAUUAUCCUCUCCCUUCUCCCUUCAUUUAAAAUAGUCACUGCUACAAGUAACGAAUGCACUGUGAAGAUUCCAGUAUUAAUAAAAGUUGUACUGUAAUUAA